Paramecium tetraurelia is the source of this 2739-nucleotide messenger RNA. RefSeq lists its product as uncharacterized. Lineage: Eukaryota; Ciliophora; Oligohymenophorea; Peniculida; Parameciidae. The transcript has 6 exons. The record is from RefSeq and is a predicted model, not a curated record.
AUGUCAAGAUUUUACAACUCUAACAAUGAUGAAAAUCUUUCUUCUAAAAUUAUAAUUGAAGGAGCUACGCCUCACGUUGAUCCUAAGAUUCUAUCUAACUCAGACAUUCAAUUCUAAAGUGAUAUUAGUAACAUGGAAAGCAUGAGGUCCAUAAAUCAAGAGACUAAAAAAAAAAUUCAGCUCAUUUAAAAGAACUCUUAAAUUUUUUCUCUCAAAUUUUAAGUAACAGUACUCUUUUAACAUAAGCAACCUGCACUAGUAAAUAGCAAAAAAUAAAUCUAGCACAGCUUAUUUAAGAUUGACAACAACCAAGAUGGAAAAUUAAAGCAAGUCUUAAAUAAGUAGAUGCUCAAGAAAUUUAAAGAUAAUUUAUUAUAAAACGCGCAUAUUUUGUCUCAAAAAGUGUUAUAGGAGAAAAAACCUCUAUUAAAUUACUUAUUUUUAGAUUAUGUAACAUAGGAUGACAGGUAAUUAAAAAAAAAUAAACUCAUAAAUAAUAUAGAGAAACUUCUAUUCUGCUAAGUUUUCUUACCUUAAGACAAUUUUGUUAAAUAUUGGAAUUUAUUUAGCAUUUUAUUUAGCUUUUUUAUAUUAUGGUUUUCACCAUUCAUUAUUUCGUUCUAAUUAUUAUAAAGCUCCAGUGUUCAAUAAACUAUAGUAUUUAUAUUCAUUUUCUUAUUGGUUGAUGGAUUAAUUACUUGCAACAAGGCAUAUCUUUAAUAAGGAGAAUUAGUUAUUAGUAGAAGAUAGAUUAUAAAUAAUUACUUAAGAAAUCAAGUCUUAAGUGAUUUUUUAAAUCUUUUCAUUUGGAUUUUGAUGUAUAAUGGAAUAGAAGACUUUCAAAUAAUUCAGAUUUUAUCAAUAUUUUAGAUCAUCAUCAUUAUAAACACUGUGUAUAAAAAAAUCAAUAAUUUUGUCGAUUAUUUAUACUUGAAUGGUAACCUAAGUGAAGUCUUGGAUCUAGCAUUUUUAAUAAUCUCAUUAUAUUAUUUUGUUCACAUCAUAGGCUGUCUUUGGCAUUAUUUGGCAGUAUUAGGAGAGUAACUAAACCAAGUUUCAUGGAUCCAGAAGUAUUCCCUUUAGGAUCAAUCAUCUCUUGUAAAAUAUGACUAUGCCGUAUACUGGGCAACAAUGACGAUGGUGACUGUUGGGUAUGGUGACAUUACAGCAUCAAAUCCUAUUGAAAUAGUGUUUUCAAAUUUUACAAUGUUUAUUAGUAGCUUUGUAUUUGCUUAUUCGAUGAAUUCCAUAGGGAUUAUAAUAAAAAAUCUGUAUGAUGUAAGAAAUUUAUACAAAAGAUAAUUGAUCUUAAUUAAUGCCUACAUGAAGAAUAAUUUAGUUGAGGACUCUAUAUCCAAUAGAGUUAGAAAUUAUCUAAAGAAUUAAGUUGAUCAUGAAUCUAAGAACAAUUAGAUAGAAGCUUAACAAAUCAUUGACAACCUACCUCAUGGAUUAAAAGAUGAUGUGAACAUAAACAUUAAAACUAGAAUAUUAUCAAAUAUGAAAUUGUUAGUAAGCAACUUCUCUAAACAGACUCAAUCUCAAAUAAUUCAUAAAUUAGAAUAGGUUAGUUUUAUACCAAAUGAUAUUAUUUAUGAUCCUGAAGGAUUAAAUUUGGAUUACUAUUAUAUAGAUUAAGGCUCUGUAAGUCUUGUAGAAGUAAGAACCUAGAAAAUUGUUUAAGAAUAUAAAGAGGGUGAUACUUUGGGGGAGCAUUCAUUUAUAAGUGGGUUGCCACAAAAAUUUAAAUUAAUUAGCACGAGUUUCUGUUAAUUAUAUAGAAUAUCUAGGUAAGAUCUUUUAAAAGUGCUUUAAAAUAAUCAGAAAGAUAAAGAAAUAUUCUAUUCUUUAUAAGAUUAAUUACUGUAUCUAUCUGAUUUUAGUCUAAUAAACAAGAAGUGUAAUUUCUGCCAUAAAUUUGAUCAUUAAAAUAGUGAUUGCUUCAUAAUCUCAUACAAACCUAAUCUGGAAAAAAUAAUUAAGAUGUAGGAAUUCUUAAUCUAACCAAGAAGUUAAUUGAAUAGAAAUGCCCGUUAAAAGCUAAAAGUAGUAAAUUAAAUCUAAGGAAUCUAAAAUUCAAUUUAAUAGUUUUAAUAAAGUGACAUCAUUUCUAAUCAAAAUGAUUCUUAUACAAUAAUGAGUGGAACCAAGAGAAUAAAGCAGUAUUCUACACAUAGAUAAAGUGAUAAUAAAAUAGAAUAGCCAGAAUCAUCUUCAGUAAGUGAUCAAUCUCCAGAUGUCUAGAUUGACAAGAUGGCUUAUCGUAAACCCUCUUCGAAUUUUACCGGAAAAUUUAAUAUAUAAAACCUUCAAAGCAUCGAGAAUAAAGAUGCUUAAAGGAAAAUAUCUAUAGCAAUAUUGAAAGAACAAACCUUAAAUCCAGAACACCCAAGUUCCUAAAUCAUUUAAUUAAGGUCUAUUAAAAAUCUUUCAAAUCCAGCUAUAUUAGAAUAUGAAGAAUAUCUCAAAUAGAUCAAAUUUAGCGGUUUUGAGAUUGAUAAAGGCUAUGAAUUUUAAAACUAUUUGCCUUAAAAUAAUCUUUAGACUGUCAUCCUAAAUUACAAUAAGCAAAAAGUCAAAUUUAUACCAAUUUACUAAAAAAGCAUGAAUAAAUCUUUGAAAUACACCUUUUAUUAUAAAAUAGCUAAAUUGGCAUGUUAAAUGAGAAUGAUAGCUGCUCCUAUAACACGAAGACUACUCAAAGGUCAUCAAAUCAAAAAGCAUUUAAAUGAUUCUUGA